AUGACUGAUUUGUAUAAUCAUAAAAAUCCUGAUUUGAAUACAGAUGCACCAAUUAUUUCAGAAGAAACAUACAAUAUUGUUAUGGCUAAUGCAGAAAAACUCAAUGCAGCUGUCAAACAUGAACGUGAUAUUGAUUUCAAUUAUUUUGACUUUAAAACACUCGAAUGUUCAUAUUUACGUCGUAUAAAUAAUGUUAUUGUUGAACGACCACAACAUAUGUUUAUGCGGGUAGCUGUUGGUAUUCAUGGUGAAAAUAUUGAUGAUGCUAUUGAAACAUAUAAUUUAUUAUCAGAAAAAUGGUUUACACAUGCAAUACCAACACUUUUUAAUGCUGGUACCAGAAACGCACAAAUGGCAUCAUGUUAUUUAUUAACAAUGUGUGAUGAUAGUAUUGAAGCUAUUUCUGAAACAUUACGUCGAUGUACAAUUAUUUCACGAAAUACUAGUGAUAUUGGAGUUGCUAUUAGUUGUAUUCAAGCUAAUGGAUCAUACAUUGAAGAAACACAUGGUCGUUCCAUUGGUAUUUUACCAAUGAUGCGUGUAUUUAAUAAUAUAGCUCGAUAUGUUAUUCAAGGUGAUAGACGACCUGUUGCUUAUGCACUUUAUUUGGAACCAUGGCAUGUUGAUAUAUUUCAAUUUUUGAAUGCAAGAAAAAAUAUACGUGUUGAAGAAAAACGUGCAUGUGAUAUAUUUCCAGCAUUAUAG
Molecule: messenger RNA, 705 nt
Organism: Rotaria sordida
Lineage: Eukaryota; Metazoa; Rotifera; Eurotatoria; Philodinida; Philodinidae
Source: the annotation of a GenBank genome assembly